AUGAAGGCUGUGAGGUAUAUGCGGUUUUCUGAGUUUGUACAUAAUGAAGAUAGAUUGAUAGAAUCCGGGAAUAAAAAGGCCUGUGAUAAAGUUGGAAAUCCUGGGGUUGAUGCCAUUGCCUGCAUUGUCCCUAAUACUUGCAAUGACACUGGCGGGGCUGGCUCAAUCAGAGACGCUGGUGGUGCAUUCAAAAAAAGGGGAAUGGCGAAAGAAUCCCAAUAUUUCUAUAAAAAGGAGAGAGAACUUCUACAGAAAAUAAAAGAAAGCAUGAACGAUCAGAAGCGGUUUCAUGAGGAACAGAUUGCCGUACACAAGUGUGCCUUGGAAAAGAUCAAGAAUAAGGAAAAUACUAUCGAUUGA
Spodoptera exigua (beet armyworm) is the source of this 360-nucleotide messenger RNA. The record is from the annotation of a GenBank genome assembly. Lineage: Eukaryota; Metazoa; Arthropoda; Insecta; Lepidoptera; Noctuidae.